AUGUUCAGUGGUCGGAUACGUGAAUGUAUUUCCGUGCAUGUCGGCCAGGCGGGUGUCCAGAUUGGGAACGCCUGCUGGGAGCUGUACUGUCUCGAGCAUGGAAUACAACCGGACGGUCAGAUGCCCUCGGACAAAACCAUCGGCGGUGGAGAUGAUGCUUUCAACACCUUCUUCAUGGAAACGGGAGCAGGAAAACACGUACCACGGGCCGUGUUCGUCGAUCUGGAACCAACCGUGGUCGAUGAGGUCCGCACCGGAACCUACCGGCAGCUGUUCCAUCCGGAACAAUUGAUCACUGGAAAAGAAGACGCAGCGAACAAUUAUGCUCGUGGUCAUUACACCAUCGGAAAGGAAAUUGUCGAUGUUGUGCUGGAUCGUGUUCGCAAACUGGCCGAUCAAUGCAGUGGACUGCAGGGUUUCUUGAUCUUCCACUCGUUUGGAGGAGGAACCGGAUCAGGUUUUACUUCUUUGUUGAUGGAACGUCUGUCGGUUGACUACGGCAAGAAGUCAAAACUUGAAUUCGCUAUCUAUCCGGCUCCGCAAGUCUCGACAGCCGUUGUUGAACCGUACAACUCUAUCCUGACCACGCACACAACACUUGAACAUUCCGAUUGCGCUUUUAUGGUCGACAACGAAGCUCUGUAUGACAUAUGCCGACGUAACUUGGAUAUUGAGCGACCAACCUAUACCAAUCUGAAUCGAUUGAUCAGCCAGGUCGUAUCGUCCAUCACCGCUUCGCUGCGGUUCGACGGAGCUCUGAAUGUCGAUCUGACAGAGUUCCAAACUAACCUGGUACCGUAUCCGCGCAUCCAUUUCCCUCUGGUAACCUACGCUCCCAUUAUUUCGGCUGAGAAAGCCUACCACGAGCAGCUGUCUGUGGCUGACAUCACUAAAGCAUGUUUCGAACCAGCCAACCAGAUGGUCAAAUGUGAUCCACGGCACGGCAAGUAUAUGGCCUGUUGCAUGUUGUACCGUGGUGACGUUGUCCCGAAGGAUGUCAAUGCGGCAAUCGUUGCCAUCAAAACAAAGCGUACGAUCCAAUUCGUUGACUGGUGUCCGACUGGUUUCAAGGUUGGUAUCAACUAUCAGCCACCGACGGUUGUUCCUGGUGGUGAUCUAGCCAAGGUUCAGCGCGCAGUGUGCAUGUUGUCGAAUACCACGGCCAUUGCCGAAGCCUGGGCCCGUUUGGAUCACAAGUUUGAUCUGAUGUACGCUAAGCGUGCGUUCGUCCACUGGUACGUCGGCGAGGGUAUGGAGGAAGGUGAAUUCUCCGAAGCCCGUGAAGAUUUGGCUGCCCUCGAGAAGGACUACGAAGAGGUUGGUAUGGAUUCCGGCGAUGGCGAGGAAGAGGAAGCCGAAGAAUACUAG
This is a messenger RNA of Uranotaenia lowii, 1368 nucleotides long. Its product is annotated as tubulin alpha-1 chain-like. The transcript has 2 exons. Gene Ontology annotation, cellular component: cytoplasm; microtubule. The record is from RefSeq and is a predicted model, not a curated record. Gene Ontology annotation, biological process: mitotic cell cycle; microtubule cytoskeleton organization. NCBI's taxonomy places the organism in Eukaryota, Metazoa, Arthropoda, Insecta, Diptera, Culicidae. Bases 1 to 1368 code for a protein of 455 amino acids. Gene Ontology annotation, molecular function: GTP binding; structural constituent of cytoskeleton.